This is a messenger RNA of Meloidogyne enterolobii, 414 nucleotides long. NCBI's taxonomy places the organism in Eukaryota, Metazoa, Nematoda, Chromadorea, Rhabditida, Meloidogynidae. The record is from the annotation of a GenBank genome assembly.
AAAAAAAUAAACUUUUUAAACAUUUUCAUUUUUUUGGAUCCUAUAAUCUUCCAAUUUUUGUUCCAUCGGACUUCCAAUUUCCUUUUCAGCGGUAAAUCGUGUCUGGAACAGAAACGCCUGCAGCAGCCGCAGGACGGUAUUCCUUCACAAAAGCGAUUGCAAGUUCCUAGAAUUUAAUAAAAAUUUACAUUUCUUUAAUGAUUUAAAUAACCGUCCAAGUGACAAAUUUGUCAUGCACCUCCAUGUUGUGAGUAAUACCAUUCGUCUCAAUCACAUGGCAUCCAACCAUGCUAGUUGUUUUAAUACGCAAGCAUGGGUGGUUGUUACACAAUCGAGACAAACGGUGUGGGUCCAAUUUACUUGUGAAUUUUGUCACUUCAGAUUAUUUAAUCAUUAUUUUUAUUAAAUUAGUUU